AUGUCCCGCGACAUAUACAAGGGCGGGAGUUCUCGGGUGUCAAAAAUUAAACGGCCACAUUGCAAGGGGAAAAAGUCUCCGCCCCCGGGCAGGAAGGACAAAGUGUCUACUUUUGGAUUGGGGGACCUGGAGUUCCAGCGUUCAAAAAUGCAUUGCCACAUGACGGAAAUUCUUGGGCAGUUGAAUAUACUUUUUGUUGAUUGUUUAGUCUAUGGAAAUGUGGCUGAACAAGUGACAAGUGCCUACAAUGCAACUGAGAUCAAGAACCCAAAAGAGGGUUACAGGAAGGAGAUGUCUGAUACAAUUCAAGCUACAUUAUAUCAAACUUUAAAUUUAAUGAAGCUAAAUCACAUCAAUUAUGAAUCUUGUGGUUUACAACUAAUAUAUCGGUACACUUUAGACGAACUUCCUCCCCUACUGCAACGUUUAAAAGUACGAGCUGAAUCCUUUGACCAUUGGGCUGUCAAGGUGAAGGAAGCUUUAGAAGCAAAGCCAGAAGACAAGUUAGAAUUGAGUGAUCUGCGAGAGCUAGUAGAGGAAGCAGAAGCACAGCGGUUUCCAGAGAGUGAAUUGUUGCAGACUUUGAUUCAAGCAGUGACAGAGGCAGAAAAAUGUGCUACUGUUGCUGCUCAUCUUGCCACAAAGAAGGUUCGCACCAGGACCCGAGGAAGUGGAGAAGCUAAAAGUAGAUUAACACUAGAGGAGCUAAGAUUAUUCCACGAGCAAAUAGAAUCGCUGGCUUGUGUUGUGCGUGAAGGUGAGGCUGUAAAAGAGCUCUUGACAAGAGUGACAACCUUCCAAGCAGAGGCUAUAGACCUGCUCAAUCAAGAAAUACCAGACUCUGAGGUCAUUGCCAAAAUGGUUGAUACAGGCUGUUCUCUAGAUAUUGAUCUACCAGAGUUGCCCAGACUCAAACAUAAACUGCAGCAGGUUAGUGCGUAUAAUCACUUUUUAAUUUGCUCCCUCUGAUCAGCUGAAGUUCAG
This is a messenger RNA of Cherax quadricarinatus, 984 nucleotides long. The record is from RefSeq and is a predicted model, not a curated record. NCBI's taxonomy places the organism in Eukaryota, Metazoa, Arthropoda, Malacostraca, Decapoda, Parastacidae.